Molecule: messenger RNA, 1881 nt
Organism: Cygnus atratus (black swan)
Lineage: Eukaryota; Metazoa; Chordata; Aves; Anseriformes; Anatidae
Gene: UBASH3A
Product: ubiquitin associated and SH3 domain containing A
Exons: 14
Coding region: 1-1881 (626 amino acids)
Biological process (GO): negative regulation of T cell receptor signaling pathway
Cellular component (GO): cytoplasm
Molecular function (GO): protein binding
Source: RefSeq, a predicted model, not a curated record
AUGGCGGUGGCCGAGACGCAGCUGUAUGCAAAGGUGGCCAACAAGCACAGGAGCAAAAGCCCCUCUGUACUCCUCGAGUCUCUCCUGGCCAAAGGAUUCCCAGCUCACAUCGCGCAAAAAGCCUUGGCUGCUACUGGUCAAAAGACAAUAGAAGAAGCUGCAAAAUGGUUGCACUCUCACUGCAACGAUCCCUCUUUGGAUGACCCAAUCCCUCAGGAGUAUGCUCUUUACUUGUGUCCCACCGGCUGCUUCUAUAACCGCCUGCAGGAGUUUUGGAAAGAGAGCAAGCGCCAGUGCGGGAAAAACAGAGCCCAUGAGAUUUUCCCUCACGUCACUCUCUGUGACUUCUUCACGUGCGAAGACCAGAAAGUGGAGUUACUGUACGACAUCUUAAAGCAAAUCGUCAACAACUUUUCACAAAAAUUUCCGCAAACUAUUUCCCUAUCACUACAUUCAUCCACCAGCUACCUUGGUUUCUUUAUCAGUGACAGCCACGCAAAUAUCCUCAAAGAGAUUGCUGUGGCCUUCUCUUCAGAGGCUUCAGCCCUGGCAGAUUGCCAUGUGAAGCCCUGCCUAAAGCAGCUCCACCUUACCUUGUCUCACAAGUUCUGUCCUCACCACCAGAAGACUUUGGAGCAACUAGCCAAAUGCAUUAACCCGGGGGAGACCUGCCAGUGGGUAGCAGCUCUCUAUUCAAGAGACAUGCGUUUUGUGCAUUACCAGACGCUGAGGGCCCUCUUCCAGUACAAGCCCCAGAACAUUGACGAGCUCAUGAUGAACGCUGGGGACUUCAUCUACGUCGACCCAACGCAGCAGUCCGAUGUCAGCGAAGGCUGGGUCAUCGGGACCUCGCACCGUACCGGCUGCAGGGGUUUUCUUCCCGAAAACUACACAGAGAGAGCCAAUGAGUCAGACACAUGGGUUAAGCACAGGGAAUAUGCUUUUGUACCAGGUUCAAAAUUUGUCACCCAAUCUGCAAAUGAACCUAAUGUGAAGCUGAACGGAGAGGUCCGUAAUCCUGUUACAUCAAGGAGUGUAACCAAUAUUCUUUCACUUCAGCUUUCUCAGAAUGCCACUCUGCGAAGAGGUGUGCUGGUGAUGCGCCAUGGGGAAAGAGUUGAUCAGGUCUUUGGGAAAUCUUGGCUUCAACAGUGCUUAACUGCAGAUGGAAAAUACUACAGAGCAGACCUCAACUUUCCUCCCACCCUACCAAAACGGAAAGACAGCAUGAAGCAUUUUGAGCAAGAUCCUCCUUUAUCUUGCUGUGGUAUUUUCCAGUCAAGACUUAUAGGGGAAGCUCUGCUGGACCAGGAGGUGGCAGUCAGCUACAUCUACUCGUCACCUGCCCUCCGCUGCGUACAGACAGCCCAUCUCGUGCUUCAGGGGCUUAAAUUAGACCAAAAAGUCAAAAUCAGGGUGGAACCAGGACUAUUUGAAUGGACCAAGUGGGAAGCAAGCAAAGGGAUUCCCAACUUCAUGACGCUAACAGAACUGACAGAGGCCUCCUACAAAAUAGAUACAAGUUACAGAAGCAACAUACCACUCUCUUCUCUGGUGCCAUCAGAAAGUUAUGAAGACUAUGUAAGCAGAAGCUCUGCAGCUAUAAAACAGAUCGUCACUGCUUGCCCCAACAAAGGUGUCAUCCUCAUCGUGGGCCAUGGCUCCUCCUUGGCGUCUUUCACCCGACCUCUGAUAGGGCUCCCUGCCAAAGACAGCAGCGACUUUGCCCAGGUGGUCCGAAAGAUCCCUUCGCUAGGCAUGUGUUUCUGUGAAGAGCUCAAAGAGGGGAACAAAUGGCAAAUGGUUAAUCCCCCAGUAAAGACAUUAACUCAUGGAGCAAAUGCAGCAUUCAACUGGAGAAAUGGUAUCGUGGAAGAUUAG